Eptesicus fuscus (big brown bat) is the source of this 4414-nucleotide messenger RNA. RefSeq names its product actin binding LIM protein family member 3 (gene ABLIM3). Bases 335 to 2386 code for a protein of 683 amino acids. Gene Ontology annotation, biological process: cilium assembly; lamellipodium assembly; cytoskeleton organization. Gene Ontology annotation, molecular function: actin filament binding. NCBI's taxonomy places the organism in Eukaryota, Metazoa, Chordata, Mammalia, Chiroptera, Vespertilionidae. Gene Ontology annotation, cellular component: stress fiber; actin cytoskeleton. The record is from RefSeq and is a predicted model, not a curated record. The transcript has 24 exons.
ACCCCAGGACCCAGAGAGAAGCCCAGGUGGGGCGGGGCCUGAAUACGGGUCGGCGUGUCCAGCAGGUGGCAGCAGCGAGCGGCCGCGCCCCCUGCACUGCCACCCCGCGAGCCCGCAUCAUGGAUGUCGAGCUCUCCUAUUUCGCUUUGCUCGCCUUGGAAUUCGAGACCCCAGACGAGAAACAGGAUUCAUGAACCGGUCGCAGGGGCCCGGGCAGGGGCCUCUGGCUCCCGACGCUGGCCGAAAGGUGAUGAGUGAGGUCGGAAGAUCGGAAGAUUUUAAAAGCAACCAGGGCCUCCGUAUUGAAUGAAAGACCCAGUGCAAAGGCAUCACCAUGAACACGAGCAUUCCUUAUCAACAGAAUCCUUACAAUCCCCGGGGCAGCUCCAAUGCCAUCCAGUGCUACCGAUGUGGAGACACCUGCAAAGGGGAAGUGGUUCGAGUCCACAAUAACCACUUCCACAUCAGAUGCUUCACCUGUCAAGUGUGUGGCUGCGGCCUGGCCCAGUCGGGCUUCUUCUUCAAGAACCAGGAGUACAUCUGCACCCAGGACUACCAGCAACUCUAUGGCACCCGCUGCGACAGCUGCCGGGACUUUAUCACUGGCGAGGUCAUCUCCGCCCUGGGCCGCACCUACCACCCCAAGUGCUUCGUGUGUAGCUUGUGCAGGAAGCCUUUCCCCAUUGGAGACAAAGUGACCUUCAGCGGGAAGGAGUGUGUGUGUCAGACGUGCUCCCAGUCUAUGACCAGCAGUAAACCCAUCAAGAUCCGCGGACCAAGCCACUGUGCCGGAUGCAAGGAGGAGAUCAAGCAUGGCCAGUCGCUCCUGGCACUGGACAAGCAGUGGCACGUCAGCUGUUUCAAGUGCCAGACCUGCAGCGUCAUCCUCACCGGGGAGUACAUCAGCAAGGAUGGCGUUCCGUACUGCGAGUCUGACUACCACUCCCAGUUUGGCAUUAAGUGCGAGACCUGUGACCGAUACAUCAGCGGCAGGGUCUUGGAGGCAGGAGGGAAGCACUACCACCCAACAUGUGCCAGAUGUGUACGCUGCCACCAGAUGUUCACUGAAGGGGAGGAGAUGUACCUCACAGGUUCUGAGGUUUGGCACCCAAUCUGCAAACAGGCAGCCCGAGCAGAGAAGAAGUUAAAGCACAGGCGAACGUCUGAAACUUCCAUCUCACCCCCUGGAUCCAGCAUUGGGUCACCCAACCGAGUCAUCUGCGCUAAAGUGGAUAAUGAGAUCCUUAAUUACAAAGACCUGGCAGCUCUCCCCAAGGUUAAGUCCAUCUACGAGGUACAACGCCCCGACCUCAUUUCCUACGAGCCUCAUUCCAGAUACACGUCUGAUGAGAUGCUGGAGAGAUGUGGCUAUGGAGAGUCGCUGGGAACAUUAUCUCCCUACUCCCAGGACAUCUACGAGAACCUGGACCUCCGGCAGAGACGGGCCUCCAGCCCGGGAUACAUCGAUUCCCCCACCUACAGCCGGCAGGGCAUGUCCCCUACCUUCUCCCGCUCACCUCACCACUACUACCGCUCUGGGCCCGAGAGUGGCCGGAGCUCUCCAUACCAUAGCCAGUUAGAUGUGAGGUCCUCCACUCCAACCUCUUACCAGGCUCCCAAGCACUUUCACAUCCCAGCUGGAGAAAGUAACAUCUACCGGAAACCCCCGAUCUACAAACGGCAUGGUGAUUUGUCAACAGCAACCAAGAGCAAAACAAGUGAAGACAUCAGCCAGGCCUCCAAGUACAGUCCAGCCUACUCUCCUGACCCCUACUAUGCUUCAGAGUCUGAGUACUGGACCUACCAUGGCUCCCCCAAAGUGCCCCGAGCCAGGAGGUUCUCAUCUGGAGGAGAGGAGGACGAUUUUGACCGCAGCAUGCACAAGCUCCAGAGCGGAAUUGGCCGGCUGAUUCUGAAAGAGGAGAUGAAGGCCCGGUCCAGCUCCUAUGCAGAUCCCUGGACCCCGCCCAGGAGCUCCACCAGCAGCAGGGAGGCCCUGCACACAGCUGGCUAUGACAUGUCCCUCAAUGGCUCCCCUCGGUCCCACUACCUGGCUGACAGUGAUCCCCUCAUCUCCAAGUCCGCCUCCCUGCCUGCCUACAGAAGAAACGGGCUGCACAGGACACCCAGUGCGGACCUCUUCCACUACGACAGCAUGAAUGCCGUCAACUGGGGCAUGCGAGAGUACAAGAUCUACCCUUAUGAACUGCUGCUGGUGACCACAAGAGGAAGAAACCGACUGCCCAAGGAUGUGGACCGGACACGUUUAGAGCGCCACCUGUCCCAGGAAGAGUUCUACCAAGUCUUCGGCAUGACCAUCUCUGAGUUUGACCGGCUGGCCCUCUGGAAGAGGAAUGAACUGAAGAAGCAAGCCCGGCUGUUCUAGACAGAGGCUCUAUAAAUAUAUAUGCACUUAUAUAAAGAUAUAUGUAAAGUCUCUAUACUGGAGCUCAGUAUAAUCCUCUUGUGUAAUGGGACACGCUGCCUGCCAGGAGACUUGCUUUUCUGUGCUGUCAGGCAAGCCCACAUCAUCAAAAUAUUUUUAUGCUCCUUACUUUCUCUUUUCUAAAUGUAAUGGGGUUAGGGAAGGAAUUUGAGGGGACGCCCAUCCUUUUACUAGGGAUCCUUUUUAUACUGAAACAUCUGUCCUAACUUGAGUCCCCCAAGGUCCAACCCUCCUUCCUAAAGGAGGUGCCUGAGGUCUCUUCUCUCUGCUUCUUAGCUCUUUUCUCCAGUCUUGAGUGUGGACGCUGACCAUGCGGUUUCACAUCUUAUUGGCCCCAGAGGGGCCUUCCCAUGGGUGGAUCCACAGCCAUCUCCCAAAGUCACUGAGCACCUUUGAGAGCCCUUGCAGAAUUUUCUCAUCACCCACAAUUAGGAGUUCGGUGCUCUCUGGGGGUGAUGCAGUUAGAAGUGUGGGCCUCGGGACUGCUCCUCACAGCAGUAAACAGAGGUGGCCAGGGACUUGGCCUCUCCUCGGCUCUUCAAUCCUCCUCCUUCUGUACUUGAUCCUAACCUCUCCCUGGUUCAAAUCUACGACUCAUGGUAAAGGAAAAGGCGCUUCCUUUUCUUCCACCACUUCCAACUGGCCCCUCUCUGCCUGGCCCCUACCAUGAGGACCAGAGAGAAGGAUUGGGAGCUGGGAGCACAAGGAGUGUAAGACAGAGAAGGGCACCUGUUAGAACUGGAGCUGCAGAACCUCUUGGGGCCUCUUCCCCCCCCGCCCCCCCACUGCUCCCAGCACCUCCUGACCCCUUCCCCCUUUGGAGGAGAGGCCCAUUAUUGCAGCCUGUAUUCUUCAGCCUUACUACAAUCUAUGUGCCUGACAACUCAACACACCACAGGGCUAAGGUUCCCACCAUAGCUCUAACCGACCAACUAGACAGACAACCUCUAUCACCCCUCUCAAGGUAAUAAAGGCCAUGUUCCCAAGAAAGGUUCCUGGUCUAUGCCUGCUGGUCCCAGGGCUGGCAGGGCAACCCAACUAGGACCUGAAUCCCACUACAAAGUGGGCCAAGUACCAUAGGGGAAACUUUCUGAAGAAUGGCUGCUCAUGAGAUUCCAGAAUGAAGCACUGGCCCACACCAUUCAGAUCCUCCUGGAUUUCCCCAGUGGCUGCUUUUCCUGCCUCCUUGCCUUCUGGAAUGGGGUGAAUGCUUAGCCUUCUCUCCUCCCCUUUCCAGACCUUCUACCCUGAGUUGGUGAUGUCUGGUGGGGCCUGUUCCUUCCUGGAGAUGCCUUGAGUCAGGCAAUUUUGAGAUCUUGGGAGGAAGGACCAAUGCAUGGAAAUGACAAUUAUGACUCUCAAGAGGCUGGUGAUGUGACAUGGCAACUGUAGAACUGACUUCAAUUCAACACACCCUCACUGAGCACCUGCUGAUGCUGAGCACUCGCUGUAUACUGAGCACUGAACGGGAGAGGGAGGUGGGACGCUGGGACGAUCAGCAUGGGCCUGGUCUGGGGGACGUGCCUACUAACAAGGCAUGGACUCAAAUGUGAUGGGCGUAAGGCGGAAAGUAAUGGGAGAUGGCAUGAGAAAGUGUUUGUGACAUUACUGAAAAGGCAGAUGGCAGUCGGUGCAGACGAAGGAGAGCGUUCUAGAGGAGACUGCAUUUGAGCAAAGUUCGGGAAGCUUCUUUGUAAACUGGGAGGAGACUGUAACUUGAAAGGGUGAAAGGAUGAGGGACCGGAAGGGAGGUCUAUUAUGCUCUCAUUUAAAACAUCAACCCCCUCGGUUACUUCUCUUUAUGGCCAAUAUCUUUCAACUGUCCUGACCCCUUAGAAAUGUCCCCAGCCAGACGCAAUCAUUGAAACUGCCUCAUUGUCACUGGUUGAGAACUUGGCAAGAUUUGAAGGGCUUUUGUUAUUGUUGGAUAUUUUUGUUUCCCAUAAAGGCACAUGAUUUCAACCCAGA